Microbotryum saponariae is the source of this 381-nucleotide messenger RNA. NCBI's taxonomy places the organism in Eukaryota, Fungi, Basidiomycota, Microbotryomycetes, Microbotryales, Microbotryaceae. The record is from the annotation of a GenBank genome assembly.
AUGAUGGCCGCUCGUACUAGCUCGCUCCUGUGGUCGUACCUGUUCGCGCUGAUGGUGAUUGGCCCCGGAAUCGGAUUGACCUUCCUCCCGGAGGCGACGUGCGCCGCGUUCAACCUCACUUCCAUCACCUCGUCGACGCUACACCUCUCGCGUCUCAUCGGCGUCCGAAACAUCGUCUUUGGGGUCAUGCUCUUGGCCACGCCUCGUGGAAGCACCGAGUACAGGACGACGGUCAAACUCGUCGCGCUUACCGAGGCGCUCGAUGUGGGCAUCGGGUACCUCAGCUAUCACCACGGCGACAUGGCCGCCAACGAUGCGAUCCAGAGUAGUGCCGCAGCUGGUGUCACGGCUCUGAUUGGCUGGAAAGCAUUCCAAGCUUGA